This is a messenger RNA of Phascolarctos cinereus (koala), 863 nucleotides long. Lineage: Eukaryota; Metazoa; Chordata; Mammalia; Diprotodontia; Phascolarctidae. The record is from RefSeq and is a predicted model, not a curated record.
GGGGAGGAGGAUCCGCAGGCUCUGCUGCUUCCCCUAGACUGUAGAUCCCUGCGCUUCUCCUGCGUGUUGUUCCUGGGGUCCCUAGCCAGGCUUUUUCGCCAGUUCCAUUAACAAUUCAGAAAGGGUGAUCGGCCGGGUGCCAGAGCCAAGAUGCUGUACAGGCUGGUGGUGAUGGGCAGCUGUGGCGUGGGCAAGAGUGCGAUGAUCACCCGCUUUCUUGAGAACCGCUUCGUGGCUGAGUACGAGCCCACGAGUCCCACCACAGAGGUGUACCACGGCAUGGCAGUGGUGGACGGGGAGCCCUGUGAGCUGGACAUCCUGGACACGUCCGGAGGUGAGGAGUUCAGCUGGCACCGGGAGCAGUUCAUGCGCUGGGGAGAGGGCUUCAUCUGCGUCUAUGCCGUCGACUUCAUCAAGACCUUCGUGGAUAUGAACCUCUUCUACCAGCAGCUGCGCAGGGUCAGGGGCACUGAGAAGGUGCCCCUGGUCCUGGUGGCCAACAAGAUCGACGAGGCCCACUGGCUGAUAGACUCAGACAUGGGCAAAGAAGCGGCCGAGAGCUUCAAGGCGCACUUCAUGCAGACCUCAGCCAAGACCCGCCAGGGCGUACGGGAAGCCUUCCACGAGGUGGUGCGGCAGAUCCGACGCAUGCGCACCGAGGCGGCACUCAAGGGUGCCAACUCCCAGUGCACCGUCCUGUGAGCAGGGGCCUUUCUUCGUCUGGCUUGGGCACCUCUGUGCCAUUUUGAGGAGAGCUGGUCGAAAACGCCCGGGGCGAUGUUGCCGUUUUCAGUGAAGGGUCCAGAAGCUGCCUGCUAGGGGGGAGAGGGGGAUUCAAAGUUGGUGGUUUUUCUUGUUCUGGG